Molecule: messenger RNA, 3015 nt
Organism: Lingula anatina
Lineage: Eukaryota; Metazoa; Brachiopoda; Lingulata; Lingulida; Lingulidae
Product: LIM and senescent cell antigen-like-containing domain protein 1
Biological process (GO): positive regulation of substrate adhesion-dependent cell spreading; positive regulation of integrin-mediated signaling pathway; cell-cell junction organization
Cellular component (GO): cell-cell junction; cytoplasm; focal adhesion
Source: RefSeq, a predicted model, not a curated record
AGAAAAAAAGGCAUCCAAAUCAAAAACUGACCAGCUAGAAGGGUUAAUAUUGCCUGUGCUUCAGCAUACAAAGAAGAGGUUGGCAGCUGUGGAGUUCCUUGGCAAAACGUUGUUCAAUUUUGAGGAGGAUUCUUUUGAAAUCUGACGGGAACAUUUCUACAAAAUAGUUUUUACCUCUGGUUCUCUGAAAUCUCCAGCGGAAAUUGGGUUUGACCUUGAGUUGUGUGGAUAUUGGGUUAACUAGAGAAGAUCUUCCGACUACUAGUAUAGAGGGAAGUGAAGAGAUUAUGGCACCAGUUCUCUCCAACAUGAGUAAUAUGUCCAUGGAUGGGGCUGUGUGUAAGAGGUGUGCAGAAGGUUUUGGCCCAGAAGAGAAGAUUGUCAACUCCAAUGGAGAGAUUUGGCACACACAGUGCUUUGUUCUAGCUGGCAAUAUGCCAAUACAAAACACUGCAGUUUGCCAGAAAUGUAGAGAAGGCAUAGAUACGAGUGAGUCCAUGGUCAACUACAAUGGCCAAGUGUGGCACCCUCACUGUUUCUCGUGUGCCCAGUGCUUCCAACCUUUUCCAGAUGGGAUAUUUUAUGAGUUUGAGGGACGCAAAUACUGUGAGCAUGACUUCCAUGUGCUGUUUGCCCCUUGCUGUGGAAAAUGUGGGGAGUUUAUCAUAGGUCGGGUCAUAAAGGCCAUGAACAACAGUUGGCAUCCAGAUUGUUUCCGCUGUCACACCUGUCGCAAUGCACUCGCAGACGCUGGCUUUGUCAAAAAUGCAGGAAGGGCACUAUGUAGAGAGUGCAAUGCCAGAGAGAAAGCUUCAGGAAUGGGGAAAUAUGUCUGCCAUAAGUGCCAUGCUAUAAUAGAAGAAGGAUUUAUCAGACAUAAGGGGGAGGUCUUUCACCCAUAUCACUUCAAUUGUACCUCUUGCGGGAUUGAGCUGAACGCCGAUGCUCGUGAAAAAUCUGGCGACCUCUUCUGCCUGCGUUGCCAUGACAAAAUGGGAAUUCCAAUCUGUGGUGCAUGUAGACGACCAAUUGAAGAGCGUGUGGUGUACGCACUGGGCAAGGCCUGGCAUGUUGAGCAUUUUGUCUGUGCCAAGUGUGAGAAACCUUUCCUUGGACAUCGUCACUACGAGAAGAAAGGGUUGGCGUACUGUGAAGUCCACUACCAUCAACUAUUUGGCAACAUUUGCUUCACAUGUAACAAUGUCAUAGCUGGAGAUGUCUUCAGUGCCUUGAACAAGUCCUGGUGUGCCCACCACUUCGCCUGCUCAGUCUGCGACAAGAAAAUGAGUCAGAAGACCAAGUUUUUUGAGUUUGAUCUGAAGCCUGUGUGCACCAAGUGCUACGAGAGAUUCCCCACUGAAUUGAAAAAGAGGCUGAAGAAAUUGUACGAUGCUCAGAACAAGAAAUAAACAGACAUUUUAUUCCUGAAUGACAUAAUCGAUGGAGGAAAUGAAUGAAUGGUGUAUGCAAAAGAAGAUGCGAUACCAUAAAAAAUUUUAAAAGAUUAGCAGCCAACUUUGCAUCUGCUUACAACUUAAAGAUGUAAAGAAAAUAGUAGAUGCCAAAUGCCAAGAAAAGGCCCUUUUUAAAAAAGGGUUUGAAGUAUAUAUGGCUUAAUAUCAGAGCAUAAAGUAUAUGCUUAGCGGCCUUAAGUGUAAAGAGAUGGUAGAAAGAUUACUUUAGCUCUUGAAGCACAGAAGAAGAGGAUUGAAGAACUGACCAGUUGCAGGUUAAACAAGUUUUGACCAAAUACAUAAAAGACUGUAAGCCUGAAAAUUUGUCUAAACUUUUAGACCAAAAAUUUAGUCUUCUUUAGGGCAGGAAAAAUUCACAGUAAUCGAAUUAGAUGAAGUGAGUUUCAGUCUAAAACAUUAGUCAUAUCUAAUAAAAGAGGGAAGGUCAAGGAGAAUGACCACUGUGUGACCACUGCAAGGUGACAGAAAUCGCAGAUUGUUUAAAUAUUAACACAUUUGUGGCCUGUGUCACAAAUUGUCUGUCAAUUUUGGGGCUGAACUUGGGCUGCUAAAUUUGCAUACUGUUGCUGUGUAGCUCAGUCAGCCAAACAGCAAUAUUGGUCUAGGAGCUUAUUUUGAACAGUUGCCUUACAAUGGAUAUAGUUUAUGUAGCUUAAUGGCCUGUGUCACUGCUGUGCGUAAAAAAAAACAAACAUUGCCAUGGCAACAUUAAAAGUUAGACCAACGACAAAGUUUGAGGCAUAAAGAAAGGGAAAACGGGUUUACAACCAUGGCGAAACCCUAAAAAGUCAUAGAGCAAGAUUUUUGGCAGUUUUUGCGAGUGGGGUUCAUAGUCGAGUCCUUUACAGCCUCACUUAUUUUUGGAGCCUUGACCUUAUUAGUUUUAGGCAAAUACUAAACUAGCCAAAAGUAGUGGCAAUGUUUAACAACGAUACUGCUGAUUAUGCUAAAUGCAUAUAUAUGUAUGUGUGAGCCAGUGUAACGUGUUGUAUAUGAUACAGAUAUAGCAUUGUGUAGUGAGCUUGUUCACUGUAUGGUAACUACUCACAAGUUUUGAAUACCCUGUGUAGUAAGUCCAUUUUAUAAUUUAAAGGUUUUGAAUUGUAUGCACGGGUAAAACUGGUGUAGCAUAGCUGAACUCGGCUCUCUAUUUAAAAUGCGUUUUUUUUUUGUUUUGUUUUUUUUUUUGUUUUGAUGAAAACAUUUAUAUUUCUUUAAGAAAGUUUAGUUAAAGCCUAGUGAAAAAAAUUCAGGGUGCGUGACCCAUGCUCAGCGUAAGUAAUGCACGCAUUAAAGGAGACAUUAUAUAAUGGAUUUGGUCAUUUUGAGUUUUAAUAGAAUCAUGAAAGUAUGUUACUUUAUGUGCUUUGGGAUAUACAUUGUAACUCUAGAAAUGAUAUUUUUUUGUAGUAGAAGCAAUGGCAUGUUUAAGUUUUCCAGCUGAUGUUAAUAUGAAUGCCAGUCACAUUUAUGUCAUUGUUAUUUAUAUUGUAUUGUUAGUUUUAUUAUUAUAUAUUAUACUGUAACAUUGUCCCUGAAA